Molecule: messenger RNA, 1319 nt
Organism: Diachasmimorpha longicaudata
Lineage: Eukaryota; Metazoa; Arthropoda; Insecta; Hymenoptera; Braconidae
Product: histone H2B
Exons: 1
Coding region: 32-403 (123 amino acids)
Cellular component (GO): nucleosome
Molecular function (GO): DNA binding; protein heterodimerization activity; structural constituent of chromatin
Source: RefSeq, a predicted model, not a curated record
UUCCUUGUGUAGUUCCUGCAUUCCAAGCAUCAUGCCGCCUAAAGCAAGUGGUAAAGCCGUAAAAAAGGCCGGAAAGGCCCAGAAAAAUAUUACGAAGACUGACAAGAAGAAGAAGCGCAAGAGGAAGGAGAGUUACGCUAUCUACAUCUACAAGGUCUUGAAACAAGUUCAUCCCGAUACUGGAGUUUCAAGCAAAGCCAUGAGCAUCAUGAAUUCGUUCGUCAACGAUAUUUUCGAACGCAUCGCUGCUGAAGCAUCGAGACUCGCUCACUACAACAAGCGCUCUACUAUCACGUCUCGGGAGAUUCAAACUGCUGUACGUCUUCUCCUCCCUGGUGAGCUGGCAAAACACGCUGUUUCUGAAGGCACCAAGGCUGUCACCAAGUACACCAGCUCGAAGUAAAGUGGAAUUUUACAAAAUCAAUCGGCCCUUUUCAGGGCCACAAAAUAUUUACAACGUAGAUGCUUUAAUAAACGCAUUCAUAUUAGUUAACCAUCGUUUCCAAUGGGAUUUUCUGAUCAACCAAUUUCAGUAGUAAAUUUUAUUAAGAUGAAUAAAAACUAGUGAUGUUUUAAUCUAAAGCAACAACUGAUCUACGUUUCAAAUCACUUCAAAAUAAGUUGAAGUUGGGAAUUUCAAUAUAUGAAAUAACUAAAGAUAAACUACUGAAUUGAGCUGCAUUGGAAAACGAGAAUUUUUUAAUAAAAAUUGAGAAGAGUAAUAAAAGGAGAACAAUAGAAUAUACAACUAUCGAAAUCUCAUUGGUUAAGUAGUAACCUAUUUUUUUUGCGAUUAUUUUAAAAAUAAAAUGUUAAUUGCUAAUUAUUUCUUGAAAGGUAUUGAUGUAUUUUUGUGUAAAUAUACUUCACUCUUAAAAUGUGGAUUCUACAGAAUUCGAUAUAUAGGUAGCUAUGAAGUCACGUGAUUUGUAACACUGUACCUAUUAUGGAUCGAUGACUGGACACGAAUAUAAUAACAAAAAAGACAUUGCUUAUGGCGUCUCGGGUUUUUAAUAAAUUUUAUUCAAUAGUUUAAUUUAUUUUCUUCGCAAAAAUAGAGUAAAUGAGAGUCUCUUGUUUCUCAAUAUACUGUGUUCGGUUGAGGCUGUUUGAGGUUAGAAUGGGUUUGGCGUUGUAUAUAUACUAAUCUACUAAAAAUUCGAUUCUUAAAAUUCUUUUUUAUGUAAACAUUUUUUAUUUUAAAUGAAAAUAAUGCACCAAGGUAUUCGGAUCGAUGGAUAAAAUGUUAUAUUGUUUUGGUGUGAAGACUAGAAUAUUUAAUUACUAAAUAAUUACUAUCAACAAAAAUAAAAUGUUUU